GUUUGGAUACUUUAUAAUAAUUUAGUUUAAUUCAAAUAUUUCCAGAUACUUUUAAUAAUUUUUAAAUUAUUUAUAUUAAAUUAUGUAAUAUGUAUACGUAAUUAAUAUUUUAAUAUAUUUGGAUACAUGUUCGAUUAUUUUGGAUAUAACAAUAUAGGAAUCAUUCGGGUAUUUGAGGGUUUCACUCCGGUUCCAGUAUCAGAUAUUUCGGUUCUGUUCCGUUUUUUUUUUUUGCCCAUGCCUAUUUCAAACUUUCAUUAAGCUUGUCCAAUUGUAGUCAUCAGUAUAAUCUUUCUAGAUAAACCAGAUGAUUAAUAUAUAUAGCUUAAUGAGAUUAUUUCCUCUCUCUUUUUAAUUGGACAAAAAGAGCUCGAGGGAUUCUCCCAAUGGCCAAGGUAAAAAGAUUAUAUAUUGUUCUCUUGAGAAAGUAGAUCUUGAAGAAGCAAAAUCAACUUUGCUACUCAGGUUGCAGCUCCAAACAUGGCGUUGAAGGUACUGGACACAGCAGUGCAAGUCCAUGGAGCAGCUUGUUUAUCCUCGGACACAUUCUUGGCUCAUCUGUGGGCAACAACGGCUAGAACCCUCAGGAUUGCUGAUGGAGCUGACGAGGUUCAUCUUGGAACCAUUGGCAAAUUAGAACUACAGAGAGCUUCAAAGCUUUAACAUUAUUUUCUCAGAAAAAGAAUCAGAUGUUUUGUAUUCUACAUGCAUCAAAAUAAGCAUGCGCUUGUGCCUUUUACUGAAACCACAGUACAGUAAACCUAAAUAAGUUUUAUACAACAUCUUCUCAACUGUAUCUUGUUAAUACAAAAUGCAUUGUGAGACUCAUCUCAUGCCUCAUGGCAUCUGCUUCUUAUUCUGUAUAUCUAAAUCAAUCCUCAUUCAGUAUGAAUGAUUAGAAAUUUAGAAUCAUACCUAUUUUCUUUAUAAAAAGUUAUCAUGAUCCCAUGAACUCAUGCUUCUAAAACCAUACUACUAUUCAUAGGCUUAUCGUAAAAGCGGCAAGCCAAACGUUUCAGAUAUAGAGAGAAAGGAUCACAAACUUGUCGGAAACAAAGAUAGUCUUCCUAAAGACAGAAACUGUAACAUAACCUCAUGUUCUUCCUUUCCUUAAACCCCAAAAAUAGCAUUACAACUCCUCUCUAUAUAAAUCCCAUCGAGAUCUUUCAACCCAUUUUUGUCCAAAGUUUUGUAGAUACCAAAAAAAAAAAAUUCACUCACCAAAAAUAAAAUAAAACCAGAGCUAGAAGGGGCCUUAUAGCCACACUUGGAAGGCCCCCUCUACUCCAUUUCCAACAUUUAAAAAAUAAAACACAUUAGGAAAAAAAGUCUUGAAAAUUUUACCUCUUUGGACCUUUUAAGUUUUGUAUAAAAGAUGGCGCUUGAUGGUGACAAGAAGAAGAAAUGCAUCAUAGCGGGUGUUGUCUCGGGUUUGCUAGUCAUAAUGGUUGUCUCUGUAGCCAUCAUAGCAUCCAAAAACUCACCCAACGAAAACGAGAUCAGGCAAAACACUAAAGCGGUUAAAACAGUUUGUGCACCAACCGACUACAAAGAGACUUGCCUCAAAAGCUUAAUGGACGCAUCUCCCAAAUCCACCGAGCCACUCGCCCUCAUCAAGCUCAGCUUCAACGUCACCAUCAAAUCAAUUCAAGAAGGUCUCAAGAAAGCCUCUGAAGAUGUUAAACACAAAGCUGACAAACACCCUGAAGCUAAAGACGCUUUUGAGCUUUGUGAGAAGGUCAUGAACGACGCUAUUGCUGAUCUGAAAAAAUGUGUUGACCAUAAGGUCUCGGUUGAUGAGAUUGAAAGGUUUAUCAAGGAUCUUCGGGUUUGGAUAAGUGGCUCCAUCGCGUUCCAGCAGACUUGUAUUGAUACCUUUGAGGAGAUUAAAUCUACUCUUAAGCACGAUAUGAUCAACAUUUUUAAAAGAUCAAGACAGCUAAGCAGUAAUAGUCUUGCAAUGGUUACUGACCUCAACUCCAACGCCACGGAACUAACCGGAGCUUUUGAAAACAACGCUAGGAAGCUUUUAUCUACUGAAGAGGAUGGUGUACCAACUUGGGUUGGACCAGAGGCGAGGAGGCUCAUGGGAGCACCGGGAGGACCACCGGUGAAGGCUAAUGCAGUGGUGGCUCAAGAUGGAAGUGGUCAGUUCAAGACUAUCAACGAUGCUCUAAACGCUGUGCCUAAAGAAAACAAAGUGCCAUUCGUCAUCCACAUCAAGGAAGGUGUAUACAAGGAGAAAGUAGUGGUCACUAGGAAGAUGCCGUACGUCACUUUCAUCGGUGAUGGACCGACCAAGACCGUAAUCACUGGUAGCCUUAACUUCGGUAUCGGGAAAGUCAAGACGUACCUAACAGCUCCCCUGACUGUAGAGGGAGAGCACUUCACAGCAAAGGGCAUUGGGAUGGAGAACACGGCUGGACCAGAAGGAGGACAAGCGGUAGCCUUAAGAGUCUCGGGGGACUACGCCGUGUUCUUCGACUGUCAAAUCGACGGUUACCAAGACACCUUAUACGUUCACUCUCAACGGCAAUUCUACCGUGACUGCACGGUCUCCGGCACCGUGGACUUCAUCUUCGGCGACUCGCAAUGCAUCCUCCAAAACUGCAAAAUCGUCGUGCGCAAACCUAUGGCAGGCCAGUCGUGUAUGGUCACCGCUCAGGGACGCAGCGACGUCCGCGAGCCGACGGGAAUAGUGCUCCAUAACUGCCAUAUUGUGGGAGAUCCGGCGUAUAUUCCGGUGAGAACCGCGAGCAAGGCGUAUCUAGGAAGACCGUGGAAGGAGUUCUCGAGGACGAUCGUCAUGAAGACGAUCGUCGAUGACGUCAUCGAUCCGGCGGGGUGGCUUCCGUGGAGCGGUGACUUCGCGCUCAAGACGUUGUACUAUGCCGAGCAUUUGAAUGUUGGGCCUGGAGCGAAUCAGGCCCAAAGAGUUAAAUGGCCUGGUAUCAAGAAACUGACGCCUGAACAGGCUUUGUCGUACACUGGUGAUAGAUUCUUAAGUGGUAACACGUGGAUUCCAAGGACGCAAGUGCCGUACACGGCGGGCAUGUAGGAGAUUCCGUUUUGUGAAUCGUUUAACUUCAGGGUUUUACAUCUUUUUGUUUUUAAUGUGUUUCUCUGAAAUUGUUUUAAGAAUGAUAUAAGCUUGUCCGAAUGA
Molecule: messenger RNA, 3163 nt
Organism: Brassica rapa (field mustard)
Lineage: Eukaryota; Viridiplantae; Streptophyta; Magnoliopsida; Brassicales; Brassicaceae
Product: probable pectinesterase/pectinesterase inhibitor 23
Biological process (GO): cell wall modification
Molecular function (GO): pectinesterase activity; enzyme inhibitor activity
Source: RefSeq, a predicted model, not a curated record